CUCCCUACGCAAUCUUCACACACGGCCACCGAACAGCCUGGCACCAAGAACGUGACAUCGUCGACAUGAUCCAAGAUCUUCGAGUAUCGGCGUUGGAAAAAGCGCAAUACGUCUCACUGAGAUUCAGUUGGUCGCCUUCAUGCCCUGCUGAACUCCGGCCGAAACAUCAUGAUGCGGUGGUCUGGGGUGAUGGCGAUCAUCUGCGAGAGACCGAGGACGCAAUUGGUGAUGCUUGGGGAGCGUUGUUUCCAGAUGAGAAGUUGCCGGAUACAAUUGCUUCGCAAUGUUGUGCGCAAUUCGCUGCUACGAAGGAAGCGAUCAGGGGGAGGACCAAGGAGGAUUAUGUCCGUAUGCGACAAUGGCUGCUGGAUACACGGUUGGAUGAUUCGGUCAGUGGCCGAGUGUUCGAGAAGCUUUGGGCAUAUAUCAUGACGGGAGAAGCUGUGCAGUAAGUUCCCCGUUUUCGACACAAAGUGCAAAAGCUGAU
Molecule: messenger RNA, 487 nt
Organism: Aureobasidium pullulans EXF-150
Lineage: Eukaryota; Fungi; Ascomycota; Dothideomycetes; Dothideales; Saccotheciaceae
Exons: 1
Coding region: 66-452 (128 amino acids)
Source: RefSeq, a predicted model, not a curated record